Messenger RNA from Aspergillus heteromorphus CBS 117.55, 716 nucleotides. RefSeq names its product NADH dehydrogenase [ubiquinone] 1 beta subcomplex subunit 9. The record is from RefSeq and is a predicted model, not a curated record. The transcript has 4 exons. Gene Ontology annotation, biological process: mitochondrial electron transport, NADH to ubiquinone. The coding region runs from base 221 to 502 and encodes 93 amino acids. Lineage: Eukaryota; Fungi; Ascomycota; Eurotiomycetes; Eurotiales; Aspergillaceae.
GGCAAAUGAACGGAGUAUUAUUAUUACGCCUCUUCGGGUACCGAAGUAUGCCAGCCUGGUACUUUCUCAGACCCGCCGAGAGCCAAUAGCCAAACUGUCAAACAAGCUGCAACUUGUGCGAAGCUCUAGAAACUGCGAAACGAAUAAGGGUAUACCAACCCACUGACAUCGGGCCCUCUAAAAACAACAAUUAUUCUAGAAAACUUAUUCUGGAAUAGCCAUGCCUCUUAACACAGCAGCUUCGCUUUAUCGACGGUCUUUGAAACUCUCACUUGACUGGGCUGUUCACCGACACGUCUGGAGAGGACAAGCAGUGUAUAUUCGCUCCCUUUUCGACGCCAAUAAGGGCGUUCGCGACCCCCGUCAGCAAAAGGUGCUGCUUCAAGAAACAGAAAAACUGCUAGAGACUUGGAAGCAUCCCGAUCCUUACCGCGCACCUACUGCUCCGGGUGGCAGCAAAUACGAGAGAAACCUUCCAGCUCCUCAAUUGCCGCGUGAGUAAAGAUGAUCCUUUUGGAACAGUAGCACUAACACGUUUUAUCAGUUGCUCAACAACCACAAGGCCACUAAUUUCAACUAUAAUUUCCUGUGGGCGCAUGCUACCUUUAACGAAAUUGCGAAGUGUCUCAAAUGUGCUUCAGCCAUCAUAACAAUUGAAGAGUACAAAGAAUACACACAUCACUUGCGAUACAAUUUAAUUGGAGCGAACUCAUGCU